This is a messenger RNA of Paramecium sonneborni, 495 nucleotides long. The record is from the annotation of a GenBank genome assembly. Lineage: Eukaryota; Ciliophora; Oligohymenophorea; Peniculida; Parameciidae.
AUGAAAUUGCAAAAUUUGUAUAAAAAAGCUGCUUAUCAUAUCGGCAUGCAUAAAGUAGUAAAUGUAAAAAAAUUAAACCAAAUUAAAUUUUAAUUAAUUAAAUUUUCCUUUAUUGUUCACCUCCAGAUUUUCAGAGAACAUGGAAUCUUCUGCAGAAGUAAGCCCUGUUGGAAGAGAUCAUAGUUCUAAAGAGAAGUUUGCUUCUUGGAAACCUUAAUAAGGCAUGUGUUCAACCAGAAGUCAACAGUUAAUAAGGAACUCUAUAAGUUGAUUGUAAUACUGGAGCAUUAUUUUUUAUAAAUUAAUAAGGUUAGGAAAUAUUAAGAGAACAUUUUUGCUCAUGUUUGAUAAUGCUCUAUUAUACACAUAGAAAUUGAUAAAAAUGAAUUGUUGGAUAAAAUAAAUCGAUUAAUUUUAUCACCUUUUUCGCUUGAAUAGAAUCUGAGAGAACUUUUCUUGUAUAUAAUAAAAUAUAAGGUUUCCAAGAAGACGAAU